This is a messenger RNA of Nilaparvata lugens (brown planthopper), 2357 nucleotides long. RefSeq names its product UDP-glycosyltransferase UGT5. NCBI's taxonomy places the organism in Eukaryota, Metazoa, Arthropoda, Insecta, Hemiptera, Delphacidae. The record is from RefSeq and is a predicted model, not a curated record. Gene Ontology annotation, molecular function: UDP-glycosyltransferase activity.
AAGCACUAGAGUUGCCGGCAUCCACUAGAGUUAGAACUAGAAGAGCAACGACCGGCUCAAUAGAACUUGAAAUAGAGCUCAGCUCUCAACUCUCAACUACAUUUCAAAUCACUUUCAUACUCUGUUCGAUUGUUGUGCAAUAGACCUACGCUAGUUUUUAUCUCGCCGGUUCUCCUACUGCCGAUUGGAGUGCCUCCUAAUCUGACACAACAAAUCAAUAUCAAAAACAAUAUAAAUACAGUAUUUUGGUUUAAACAUUUUUUUUGUGAAAUUGAACUUUGAGUUUAUCAUGUGUGAAGUUUCGCCAAAAAUCUGAUCACUAUAAUCUCAAGUAGUGUAUUGUGUCGGUUCAAAGAUGAAAAUAUAGAGUGAUUUUCACUCAUUAAUUUAUUAUUUACUGUGUCAAGUUGUGUUGUAAAGAAAGUUUUAAUUAUUUGGAAAAAGUAAAAUAGGCCUAAUUCUAGGAAGCUACGCUCCAGAAGAAAAAUGAAGCGAGCGUUUUCAGUGUUGAAAUGGCUUGUUGUGGCCAUAGUCGUUGGUGAAGUUGAUGCGGCGAGAAUCCUAUCAGUAUGCACUCUGAGUGCUAAAAGUCACCAUUACAUAGUCCAGCCGGUAUUGAGAGUGGUCCAUCGUGGACAUGAGCUCACCUUCAUCACCACCAUUCCAAUGAACAUGAAAGCACCCAAUUUUAGAGAAAUUGUGGUCAAGACCGAUUUCGAAGAAAAAAUGAAAGAAAUGAUAUCAUUCGAAAAUAUAAAGAGCAUGAGCGGUACUCAGUAUUUCAAUAUGAUAAUGUUCUGGCCAAUGGGGUGGAUGGUAUCUGAAGACACGCUGAAACACGCGGAGGUUCAAAAACUACUCAACUCGGAGUCGGAAAAGUUCGAUUUGAUUAUUUUAGAGACGCAUUUCGGCCAGGAAUCUCUGCUAGGGUUUGGCCACAGAUUCAACGCGCCUGUAGUUUCAAUAGCAACAUUCACCACCUUCGUCUUUAUUGACGAGUUCGUCGGAAAUCCUUUCGGAGUCGCAUACCUGCCAUCAUUCGACACAAACUACAACAGCAAAAUGACAUUCGUACAGCGACUGCACAAUUUUGUCAGAGCAGUAUCUUCUCUGGCAUGGGGAUAUGCCUUCUAUUUGCCCAAACAAGAUGGAAUUAUGAGAAAGUACUUCACCCACAAAGGAGCCGAGAAUAUGCCUUACAUCGCUGACAUGAUCAAGAACAUUUCGCUGGUCAUCAUAAACAGUCAAGAAAGCGUCGACUAUGCACGACCUUUGGUGCCUAAUGUCGUCCAAGUGGGAGGACUCCACAUUGCCAAUACUACUAAGCCACUCCCACAGGACCUGAAAAAGUUCCUUGAUGAGUCGAAACACGGCGUUAUUUACUUCAGUUUCGGCACAGUAGUGCCGAGUCACCAAUUGCCAGUGGAGAUGAGGGAUGCAUUUGUAAAGUCAUUCGCAAAAAUAAAACAAAAUGUUCUGUGGAAGAUUGAUGUCACUUCAAUUCCUGGUUUACCACCUAAUGUGAAAUUGGCUAAAUGGCUUCCUCAGCAGGAUGUUCUAGCACACCCGAACAUCAAAGCGUUCAUCACACACGGCGGCCUGCUGAGCCAAAUGGAAGCAGUCUACAACGCACUUCCCCUCAUUGGCGUUCCGUUUUUCGGCGAUCAGUUUGUGAACGUAGAACGCGCCAAACAGUCCGGAUUCGCGCUUCCCAUCUACUCGGACAACAUCACCGAGCAGUCGGUCUCUUGGGCUCUCAAACAAGUCUUGGAGAAUCCAUCGUAUAAAGAGGCAGCAAAACGUCAUUCAGCAAUUUUCCGUGACAAUCCGAUAAAGCAAACAGAUAAAGCUGCCUACUGGAUCGAAUACGUGUUGAGACACAACGGAGCUCCGCACCUGAGAUCUGAGGGCCGCAAUCUACCUUACUACCAAUAUCUUCUACUCGAUGUUAUCGCCUUUAUUGUGGCUGUUCUGCUAACAAUAAUUGCUAUUAUCUAUACAUUUUUGAAAAUGAUUUGCUCACUUUGUUGCGGCACGAAAAAAGAUAAACAGCAAAAAAGUAAGCAAGAAAAGAAGAAGAAGCAGCAGUGAUUGAAGAAACCGUGUGAAUUAAGCCAAGCCAAGUAUGAGAGUUGGAUGAUUAAGAGAAACAUAUCGUAAAAUUGAAUAUUAUUUGAAGAAUUUUGUAAAGCACAAAGUGUUUUCACUGUGCAAGUUAUAGUGUACUGAGCCAAGAUUUAUUGUGAUUAUGUAUUGUGGUAAGUGAAACGUUUUAGGGUAACUAGUUAAGAUUAAGCAGAAUAUCUUUAUGGAUAACUGAAAAAAGUGUGGAAUAAAUAAUAAUGUUUCUUCUAAGA